AUGACCACACCAUGGGACAAGGAGAGGGUACAAUGGGCCUUACAACUCUGGAGAAUCAACAACAGGAGAUCUUCCCUGUCUCCUCAGCCAAACUACGAUCAUCUGGAGAAGGAGGUGGAGAGGAGGAAGAUGUUUCUGCAGGAGGACAAGCUGAAGGCCAAGGGGCUGAAUCCUGACGGGACCCCUGCACUGUCUGCCCUGGGGGGCUUCUCCCCCGGCUCCAAACCUUGUUCUCCUAAUGUUGUGAAGUCAGAGGACAAGUCCCCAAACCCCCAGAACCUGAAACCUGUCAAGAAGGAGCCGGACAACCGAGCGCAGAGCUCCAAGAGCCCACGCAGCGGGAUGAGGAGGGAGGCCAGGAUUGGCAGGAACAGCAGGAGUGGGAGUGGCUCCCGGUCCAGAACACGCUCUCCCUCGUGUUCCAGCUCUCCCCGCAGACAUUAAGACACCUUUCCUGCAUCUUUAACCUGGGGUUAUUGGGAGUGGAU
This is a messenger RNA of Osmerus eperlanus (European smelt), 488 nucleotides long. RefSeq names its product cyclin-L1-like. The record is from RefSeq and is a predicted model, not a curated record. The transcript has 3 exons. Lineage: Eukaryota; Metazoa; Chordata; Actinopteri; Osmeriformes; Osmeridae. The coding region runs from base 1 to 444 and encodes 147 amino acids.